CGUUCACUCAAUUGUGAGCAUGUUAAUUGUUUCGCGAAGAUACAACCGUGAAAGUGUCCUAAAUAAGAAUCUUUUUAUAGCGAGUUCAGUUCGAUACAUGUGAUUGGCGAUGAUCUAUUAACAUCGAUUGUAGGAAGAAGUUCAGCUUAGUAAAGAUCAACUAUCCCAUUUGAAAAUGGCAUUUAAUGCGUUCGACCCCGAUAAAAAAGGAUGUAUUGAUACGAGCAUGGUAGGCACAAUUUUGAGUAUGCUUGGCCAUGAAGUGAAAUCAGACGAACUCUCAGAAAUUAUAUUAGAAGUUGAUACAUGGGGAACCGGGGAACUGAAAUUCGAGGAGUUUUGCCAAGUAGCGUCGCGCUUCCUUGAAGAGGAUACUGACUCUGAGGAAAUACAACAAGAAUUACGAGAAGCAUUCCGAUUAUAUGAUAAAGAAGGCAACGGUUAUAUCACAACCGAUGUAUUCAGAGAUAUCCUUCACGAACUGGACGACGCGCUAUCUCCGGAGGAACUUGAUAUGAUUAUAGACGAAGUGGACGCUGAUGGAUCUGGCACAGUCGAUUUCGAUGGUGAGAAAUCUUGUGUGGCGCACAGGUGCUAAUCCACUUCGUCUUUGCAAACCUGACUAUAACCCCGGUGUUUAUGUUACAGAAUUCAUGGAGGUCAUGACAGGAUAAAUUAUGACUUUGGCACCGCGCGGAUGCAUCGUGUCUAUCGCCCACGAACAACGAGUAUGCCUGUGCAAACAGAGAAGCCGAAAACUCUUCAAAAUUAUAUGUGACGUUGACGGAAAGUCAUGCGUUUAUUACACAAAAAAGUUCCGUCGUAAAACUUACGUUUUUUUUUUUUUU
This is a messenger RNA of Cataglyphis hispanica, 848 nucleotides long. RefSeq names its product troponin C, isoallergen Bla g 6.0101-like. Bases 176 to 598 code for a protein of 140 amino acids. The transcript is spliced from 4 exons. NCBI's taxonomy places the organism in Eukaryota, Metazoa, Arthropoda, Insecta, Hymenoptera, Formicidae. The record is from RefSeq and is a predicted model, not a curated record. Gene Ontology annotation, molecular function: enzyme regulator activity; calcium ion binding.